Cuscuta campestris is the source of this 891-nucleotide messenger RNA. Lineage: Eukaryota; Viridiplantae; Streptophyta; Magnoliopsida; Solanales; Convolvulaceae. The record is from the annotation of a GenBank genome assembly.
AGUCGUCUUUCUUCAUGGUUCAAACCCCCACCUUUGCUCCCCAAUUUUCUAAGUCCGAACUACCUUCCUCUGAAACUACCGAAACCAUGCAGCCCACUACCCUAAAGAUCAUUUGGGAUGAAUAUGAUGACGAGGACUAUAAUCCCAUUUGGGAUGACGAACUUGUCAAAGAGAAGGAAGAAGUGUUUGAAGACGCAGAGGAUAACCCGUUUUGGGUUACACAGAUAAAAGAAGAAGAGCAAGAUGUGAAGACCCAUGAGAAAGUCAUCACUCCUGACGCGGAAACAUCCGCUGGAGACCCAUCUUCAUUAACGGUACCUUGUACCAAACGUGUUGAGUUUUUGCAGGUCCCGUAUGAAGAGAGGAUUGAGAAGAAUCGUGACUCGAAAUGGUCCAUUCAGCCCGGUGACCUAGUGUGGGUUCCCAUUCAUAAGGCGCGUUUAUUCAAUAAACGCAAAUCAAAGCUACAACCCCAAGACGAUUGCCCGUUUGAAGUGUUGGCAAAGGUUCACAAAAAUUCUUACCUGGUCAAUCUUACACGAGGCCUAGAAGUUGCUGCCACGUUUCAUCGAAGAGAUCUUAGCCCGUACGAGGAUUUUGAAGAUCUUCCGAGUUUGAGGACAAACUCUUUUGAAGACCGGGAGGAUGUGAUAUCCGGGCCUGGCCCUAUCAUACCCUCCCCCAUGUCCUACACCCUCGCAGAAACCAGAGGACUUAAGUUCAAGCAUUAUGAUCUGUUUUAGUGAGAAUUCCGAGUCCUUCAACCCAAGAGGCCAGAAUAGCUUCGGACCCGAGGGUUAACAAGCCAACUCCCACUCCGUCCAACCAAACCCAAAAUAUCCAAAACUUCUUGCCAUUUACUUCAUUUCAAAAUAAAGUUUUUCCUACUCU